AUGGGAGAUGGUGAGGUGGGCGGCGCAGGGGCGCCUCGCGCGGGCGAUGACGGGCGGGGAUCCCUCGAUGACGGGAGGGGGCCUUCGACCGGGACUUCUCCUCGGGGAGAUUCGUUUCCUGCCUUCCCUUUUACUCCCUACUCAAUUCAGCUGGACUUCAUGAGGGAGCUCUAUGCUUUGCUGGAGCACGGUGGCAUCGGUUUGUUUGAAAGUCCAACAGGCACUGGCAAAACUCUCAGCAUGAUCUGCAGCACUCUUCGAUGGCUGGAAGAUGUCAGAAAGAGAGAUGCAGAGAAAGAAUGGGAGCAACAAGAAAAUGUGGGAGGAGGAGACUUGCCAGACUGGCUCACAGCACAAGGAAAUGAAAGAGAGGCUCAAAGGAGAUUGCAAAAGAAGAACAAAAUGGUGAAAAGAUUAAAUGCUGCACGCGCACGAGUAAAGCGCAAGUCAUCAGCAAAGCAGAGGCAUGCUACUGGCUCUGGAGAUGAUGAGUUUCUCAUCGAUACUGGCAGUGAAGGGACUGGGUCUGACACAUCUUCAGAAAGCGAUGUGUCCAAUUGUGGUUCUGACGAUGUGGCAUUGACCACAAGAAGGCAGAUUGUUUUCUGCAGCAGGACACAUUCUCAACUGUCACAAUUCGUUGGCGAGUUGAAAAGGACAUGUUUUGCUGGUCGCAUAUCUGUCGCAGCCUUGGCAUCGAGAAAGGGCCUUUGUGUGAAUCCAGAGGUCACAAAGCUGAAGACCAUCUCAAGAAUAAACGAAAGAUGCAUGGACAUGAAGGCGAAACGAUGCACUGUGCAAGCCACUGCAAAACAGCGAAUCGGCAGUCCCAGCAAACAGAGGUCGAAGAAAAAGAAUUCGUCAUGCCCUUUUCUACAGAGAGACGAACACUCGCAACGAAAAUUCGUUGAAACGGUUCUGGCGCUACCCAUGGACAUUGAGGAUCUGUCCAAGCUGGGGCGCCAACGUGGCACAUGCCCAUACUACGGCGUGCGGAGAGCAGUUCCCGAAGCGGACGUGUUGCUCGUUCCUUACAGCACAUUGCUGCAGCCAGACACAAGGAGGUCGCUUGGCAUACGGCUGUCACAGAGUGUGGUGAUCAUUGAUGAAGCUCACAACUUGGUCGAUGCAGUGAAUGCGAGCCACAGCGCAUGUCUUACAGGGGAAGACACCAAAGUGGCAAUCUCGAUGAUCACCAGCUAUUUCGACAGAUUUUCUUCACGUCUCUCCCCUGAAAAUUCCAACAACGUUCAGGAGCUCCGCCGUGCUGGCAAGGCAUUGAGGGAGGCCAUCGAGAGAGCAGGCGACCACCGUCAAAUACAUUCUGUCGACGAUUUUGUGUGUGCCGCUGGGCUGGACAACAUGAACAUGUGCAAGCUCGUGCGGUGGGCCCAUGAAAGCAAGCUGGCGUUCAAGGCGUCAAGGUAUGCUGAGUCGCUGUUGGCGCAGAACCCCAACACCAUGGGGAGCGCGUGUCGUCUGGAUGCCAUUCAUUCGCUGUGUUCGUUUGUCACUACGCUGACAAAUGACAGCGAAGACGGUCGCAUUGUGGUGGACCCAAAGGGAGCGGUUUCAGGGAGUGAUUCUUGUGCUGGGAUGUUGAAGUUUGUGCUCCUGAAUCCUGCAAAACAGUUUGAGCAGGUGGUGCAACAGGCUCACGCCGUUGUCCUAGCGAGCGGCACACUGUCACCGACGGGGCUUUUAGUAAACCAGCUGUUUCCGCGCGCCGCCCCAGAGUCAAUUCGCCAAUUCAGCUGCGGCCACGUCAUCGAAGCCAAUCGCCUGCUGGUGCUAGCAGCCGCUAAGGGCCCUGGAGGCGUGAGGCUGGAUUUCAGGCAUGAGCAAAAAGGGAGCCAGGUCAUGAUGGACGAGGCCGGGCGUCUCCUGCUCAACAUCUGCACCAUCGUCCCAGAGGGCGUCAUCGCGUUUGUUCCGUCGUUUGCCUACGCUGAGCAGCUGCGCAGCAGGUGGUCGGCAACUGAAUCCCUGGGCAAGCUGUCCAGCAAAACGCGCGUCUACUGGGAGCCUAAGGCAGCGACCGAAGUGGAGCGCGUUCUUUCACAGUACCGGCAGUCCGUCGUCAGGGAGGGCGGCAGGGCCCUGUUGAUCUGCGUCGUUGGUGCGAAAAUGUCAGAGGGGAUCAACUUCGGCGACGGUCUGGGCAGGUGUGUGGUCGUCAUGGGCCUCCCUUACCCGAACGCCAUGGACGUCGAGCUUCAGGAGAGGAUGCGCUACAUCGACGCCGUCAGCGGUGCUGCUGUGGGCAUCGAGACCGCGAGCACUGGACGGACGGCAACGGGGCGCGAAUACUACAACGACCUGUGCAUGAAGGCCGUGAACCAGAGCAUAGGCAGGGUGAUACGCCACCGCGACGAUUACGCCGCCAUUGUUCUUGCCGACCAUCGGUAUGUGGGACCACGGGGACCAGACGGGGCAGCCUGGCCGAUUAGGAAGCUGCCCGGCUGGAUACAGCGGUCGCUGACGUCGGUCGAGGAGUUUGGAGCGGCGUACUCUAAGCUGUUUCAAUUCUUCAAAGCCUUCAGGCUGCCUGCUCCUGCAGCUGAUUAUGGGGGCAGCUGA
This is a messenger RNA of Ostreobium quekettii, 2580 nucleotides long. The record is from the annotation of a GenBank genome assembly. NCBI's taxonomy places the organism in Eukaryota, Viridiplantae, Chlorophyta, Ulvophyceae, Bryopsidales, Ostreobiaceae.